Molecule: messenger RNA, 1469 nt
Organism: Canariomyces notabilis
Lineage: Eukaryota; Fungi; Ascomycota; Sordariomycetes; Sordariales; Chaetomiaceae
Product: nucleotide-binding domain-containing protein
Exons: 3
Coding region: 221-1312 (363 amino acids)
Biological process (GO): D-amino acid catabolic process
Cellular component (GO): cytoplasm
Molecular function (GO): FAD binding; D-amino-acid oxidase activity
Source: RefSeq, a predicted model, not a curated record
UAGAACUGGUAGCUCCGCUAUAAGAGCGGGGACUCCUUUCCAUACACGAGGCUCGGAAGCGCUCAACUCAUGUUCAGAGUAUACAACCAAGGGACCCAGGAAUUUGAGGCGAGCGGUGCUGUGAUCAGGAAGCUUGAACACCAGCCGACCAGUCAUCUCUUGUCACUAUGCCAACCAUUGUUGUACUUGGGCAAGUCCCCGGUACCGGAGUUGCGAGGACAUGACUGACAGUUUGUUGAACGAUAGCGCCGGCGUGAGCGGCCUGACUUGCGCGCUCGAGCUGGCCAAGCAGAAAGGAAAUACCGUUACGGUGGUCGCGAAGCACAUGCCUGGCGACUAUGAUAUCGAGUACACAUCGCCAUGGGCCGGCGCAAACGUUCUACCGAUGGCCCUUAGUGACAACAGCCGGUGGGAGAGGAGGACAUGGCCUGUGUUGAGGCGACUCGCCGCAGAAGUACCCGAAGCCGGCCUUCACGUCCAGACUGCCCGCGUGCUCCGCCGUAAAAAGGAUGUGGCGAAGGGGUUCAAGGCCGUCCUCGCGGAUGGACUCUUCAUGCUCGACCCGUGGUACAAGGAGCUCAUGGAUAACUUCCGCGAGCUUCCCGCCAGCGAGCUGCCAGAGGGCAUGCACUCGGGCUGCGAGUUCACGUCGGUGUGCAUCAACACGGCCAUCUACCUCCCGUGGCUGGUUGGCCAGUGUGCCAGGCACGGCGUGCGGUUCAAACGGGCGGUCCUCAAACACAUCUCGGAAGCCGCGAACAUGAGCCACACGGGCCGUAAAGCCGACAUCAUCAUCAACGCCUCGGGCCUGCUGGCCUGCAGGCUCGGCGGCGUCAUGGACAAGACGGUGCACCCGGCGCGGGGGCAAAUCGUCGUCGUGCGCAACGAAGCCAAGUCCAUCAUGCCCACAAGCAGCGGGUGCGACGAUGGCGACGACGAAAUUAUGUACGUGAUGCAGCGGGCCCUGGGCGGCGGGACCGUCCUGGGCGGGACCUACACAAAGGACAAUUGGGACCCCAACCCGGACCCGAACAUCGCCGUGCGCAUCAUGAAGCGUGCCGUGGAGGCGCACCCCGAGUUGACGGACGGCAAGGGAAUCGAAGCGCUGAGCAUCAUUCGCCACGGCGUGGGGUUACGGCCGGUGCGUGAAGGCGGCGUGCGCAUUGAGAAGGAGCUGAUUGACGGGACCUGGGUGGUGCACAAUUAUGGCCAUGCUGGUUGGGGAUACCAGGGGAGCUAUGGGUGCGCUGAGAGGGUAGUGGAGCUGGUUGAUGAGAUUGUUGGCAGGUCGAAACGGACCUCAAAGCUUUGACUCUGUGUAUUGCGGUUAGAGAGUGCAAACACGACUAUGAUACAUGACCUAUAUGACUCUUAGCCAUCGGAACGAACUUGGGAACAAAGAUAUGAUCGGGUGUUCUCCAGUGUCUGUUGGUCUAUGACUUGGAACAGGUUGGAAUGAAACUGUCGGC